GAGCUAUGGUUGCCCGUAAAGGGACUUCAGGAUCAUAUCGAUUCCCUUCUACAAAGGGACACACUCCUUUGAAAUCUGCAGGUAGUACCGGGUCCUUCCCUGCCAAAGAAAGUGGGUCAUCUGUUUCCCGUUCUCUUCCAAAGAAAGGAGACCGUGAAUGUUCUUUUUGUGGUAAAGAUCACACUGUUGACAAGUGCUGGAAGCUUCAUGGCAGACCUGAUUGGGCAGAUGACUUGAUUGGUAAGAAACAAGGGAGUCGAGCUUCUCUUGUGACCACCACAACAACUGAUGAUGACACUGAACUUGAGAAAGAGGACAUGUCAGGAUCUUUACACUCAGGAGGAGAUUGGGCGUGGUUCUAAGAGAGGGGACUUAUGGUACUUCAGUGGCAUUGGUUCUGAUGUUGUGGCAAAUCACACUAGUACCCACCUGUUGAGGAAUGAAAAGUUGAUUCGUUUAUGGCAUCAACGUUUAGGACAUCCAUCUUUAGGCUAUCUAAAACAUUUGUUUCCUUCAUUAUUUAAAUCUGACGUGUUUCGUAACUUCAAUUGU
Messenger RNA from Tripterygium wilfordii, 552 nucleotides. RefSeq lists its product as uncharacterized. The transcript is spliced from 2 exons. The coding region runs from base 6 to 362 and encodes 118 amino acids. The record is from RefSeq and is a predicted model, not a curated record. Lineage: Eukaryota; Viridiplantae; Streptophyta; Magnoliopsida; Celastrales; Celastraceae.